Messenger RNA from Magnolia sinica, 486 nucleotides. RefSeq lists its product as uncharacterized. Lineage: Eukaryota; Viridiplantae; Streptophyta; Magnoliopsida; Magnoliales; Magnoliaceae. The coding region runs from base 1 to 486 and encodes 161 amino acids. The record is from RefSeq and is a predicted model, not a curated record. The transcript is spliced from 3 exons.
AUGGCGCAGCCUGCGAGGCGGAACCGGACUUCAAGGAUGAUGAGGAGGCAUUCUCAUAUAUGCACUACUCAGGCAGCGCCCCCUUUUGGGUAUGCGGGUACUAAGAGUCCUCUCACUACCAACCAGCAGACAUCAUCUGGCUGGGUCUUGCCGGGGAGAUCGGAGCAACAGGGAACGCCUAGACGACGACGCCCGUCCUGGGCUGCAGUAAGUAGAUCGAGAGGUCGUUCCGCCCCUUGUCCCCGAAGAUGGGUAAUAUGUUCUCAUACAAUGUUGCUCCAAUCUGACCUAGCUGGCGAGCGAUCCCAGUCCGCGGCAGAGAACAAGACAGCAAGCGAGCGUACCUUUGUUCGCUUCUUCUCCACCAAGCACGGAAGUUUAAGGAUAACUGUAGGUCGGUGGCUACCUAAGGAAACUCCGAUUCGAUCCGCCCCCCGGCUGGGAGGCAUCUACCUCAUCCCGAUCACAAGGAGAGGUUCACCAUGA